CUCCUGGCUCUCUCCCGGUGACGUCCUCCGCUCCCUUCUUCUACUUCCUCUCCUUCUUCGAUCAAGGGAUUGUUGACCAUCUCCUUUGCCCGUACCGACAUUCUUUUUCAGUGUGUUUCCGCUGUGCCCAUUCGUUCAUUCAUUCCUUCAUCAAGGCGUGUGUAUCUUGCAUCCAGUCAGUCCUUCGAGAAAACAACCAAACGAAACGUCCACACACGACGAAAUACACCGACAUCGACAUCAGCAUCACCGAAUCCGACCCGAUUUUCAUUCUUUUAUAUCGGAACUUUGAAAGUUCCUCCCCCCCCCUGAUUUAUCAGCUCACCUUUUUGUUGUUACAAAACACGACUACUCUUCAGUGACAAAAGAAGAAGAAUAAGAAGAGGAAGAAGUAGAAAAACCAACAUCACAACAUGCGCUUCCUCUCUGUCCUCGGCUUCGCGGCCGCGGCCGUCGCCCAGCUGACGUCGACAUCGCUCGAGAAGCACGUCGACUCGGUCACGCUCAGCAAGACGUUCAACCCGGUCAAGGAGGCCUACUGGACGGGCUACCCGCACCACCGCCGCACGCCCUUCGCCGUCGCACCCGACGGCAAGUCGGCCUGGCUCGCGUACCUCGACGCCUCCGAGACGGGCGUCCACGUGCAGCAGGUCGACCCGACCACCUUCGCCGCCACGGGCGAGCCCAUCACCAUCGCCGGCGGAAAGGAGGCCGGCGGACUCGUCGCCCACAACGACGGCUUCGCCCUCCUGACCAACGAGCUGCUCGCGGGCGGCCCCGCCGACGUGCCCGUCGCCGUUCUCUACCGCUACACGGGCGGCAAGGAGACGUUCAAGACCUGGCUCGGCGGCCCCGGCGUCGACGGCAACCAGGCCAUGGCGUCGCCCGACAUCAACGGCGACCUCGUCUUCUCGGAGAAGGCCGGCUACUACGCGGCCUACAUCGUCGUGACGGCCUACGAGGGCGACGCCAAGGGCCACUUUGGCGACGCCAUCCGCUACGUCGACACGGCCGGCAAGCUCACGGCGAUCCCCGGCGCGUCCUCGUCCUGGGGCUGCUCGCACAACACGGGCAUCGCCUUCGAGGCCGCCGACGCCGCGCCCUUCGCCUCGCUCUGCGCCGAGGACCAGGGCGCCAUCUGGCUCAACACGGAGACGCAGGGCAUGAGCAACAACGGCGUCAAGGUCUCCAACGAGCACGUCAUCAACGGCGGCGCCAACGAGGCCAUGGGCGGCACCUCGGGCUCCUACAGCGUGCUCGCCCGCUUCGUCGGCGCCGACUCGUACAUCUUCUCGUGGGUCUCGCGCGGCGCCAAGGACCUGACGCUCAACGACUGGAUGGGCCAGGGCUACACAAAGUCCGUCAACCGCACCAGCAACCGCAACGUCGCCAUCGCCCUCUUCUCGGACAAGAAGACGCUCGUCGGCGAGCAGGCCACCUCCGAGGUCGGCGCCGCCGCCGGCGACAGCCAGGUCAACUGGGUCACCUCGGGCGCCAACGACUGCUCCAACGCCCACGCCGCCGCCUUCGACGCCUCUAGGGCCCUGGUCACCUGGGAGGAGAUCGCCGACCCCAUCUGUGACUUCGACGCCAUGGGCUGCCGCGGCGCCUUCGCCGGCACCAAGUUCCAGAUGGUCGACAGCACCGGUAAGAAGCUCGGCGAGCCCGUCAGCUCCGACGACACCUACGUCGCCGGCGACAUGGUCACCAUGGCCGACGGCCGCAUCUGCUGGCCCUACGUCGCCAUGGACUGGAAGCUCGACGGGCCCGUCCGCGGCUCCGCCGUCUCCAAGAUCUCCUUCGCCUGUAUGACCGGCGGCGCUGGUACCGGCGGAGGCUCCCCCGCCGCCCCCUCGUCGUCCGCCGCUCCCGUUUCCAGCGCCGCUCCCGUCGCCGUCGUCUCUUCCUCCGCCGCCGCCGCCGAAGAUGCCGUCGCCUCGAGCGGUCCCGGCUCCGCCGACCCCACGUUCGCUCAAGGCACCGCCCCGGAGCCCAUCUUUGAGACCAUUUCCGGCCCCGCUUACACCCCGACGGCAUCCGUCCCGGCCGCUCCUUCCGCCGCUCCCACCUCCGAGCCCGCCGCAUCUUCGGCCCCCGCCGCGUCCGCGUCCGCGUCGGCUCCUUCGGGCGCUCCGGCCCCGAUCUUCGAGACACUCUCCGGCCCCGCUUUCACCCCUACGGCAUCUGCCCCUGCCGCUCCCACCUCCGACGCUGCCUCCGAGCCCUCGUCCGUUCCCGCCGCAUCCGUGUCGGCUCCCUCGGGCGCCCCGGCCCCGAUUUUCGAGACGCUGUCCCAGGAUCCCCCCGCCGCCUCCUCGUCGGCCGCCGUGCCCUCGGCCAGCGUCCCCGACGCUCCGGCGACCACCGUCUCCGGCGCGAAGCCCGAGCUGACGGCCGUCCCCUCGAAGACCAAGAACAAGACCAAGACCAAGAACCGCACGCGCACCCGCGGCCGUGGCGAGUAUGGCAACGGGCCCCGUCCCACCAACGGCCCGCGUCCUGGCGGCCAGAAGUGCAGCACCCGCACCACCGUCAAGACCAUUUACGUCACGGCAUAGAUGGUUGGCGUGAAGGGAACGGGUUCUUUGUCUACCUUGUGGAGGUGGGAGGGGAUAGCGGAGAGAGAGUAUGACUCUUUGGAAAGGAGGGGAUUGAUAUCGAUGGUGGUGGGGGUUACGGUCGGUUGAAUUGCGAUUUCAUGUACAUACUAUGUACGACAUUGUACACACAAAGUUUCUUUACCUUGCGUCUCUUGAUCUCUACGCGUCUCGCUUGAACGGGGGAAUCCGAGAUCAGGUCCAAAGCCGGCGGCUGAUUUCGAGCAGCCCGAACCGCGCGGGUUCGUCAUGUCAUCGGUAUCGGUCUCGGCCUCAUGCCAACCCAUUCGUCCCCGCCGCCUGGCUC
Messenger RNA from Colletotrichum destructivum, 2904 nucleotides. RefSeq lists its product as uncharacterized. The coding region runs from base 414 to 2558 and encodes 714 amino acids. The transcript has a single exon. Lineage: Eukaryota; Fungi; Ascomycota; Sordariomycetes; Glomerellales; Glomerellaceae. The record is from RefSeq and is a predicted model, not a curated record.